GUCUGUAAAUGAGUCAGAGCUAGAGCUGGGGAAGAACCGGGAGCAUAUAGAAUGCAAUCAUCAGCAAAAACGUGGAUAUUACAAUGUUGAUUAGGAAGAAUAAUAUUAUUCAUGUAUAACGUAAAAAGGAGUGGUCCAAGGACAGACCCCUGCGGCACCCCAUUUGUAAUAGUAAGUGGACUUGAUUGAACACCGUCAGCAGCAACAGUUUGUAUUCUGUCUGUAAGGUAGGACUGGAACCAGUUGAGAGCAUUAACAUCUAAAUCUAUGCCUAUUAGGUUCAUAUUGUCAAGCCUCGACUCCUGUUAACCCAAUCUGUUUGGUCUUAUUCAUGUCCCGUCCCCAGCAAAACAGUGUACGUGCAGGUUAUGCUGUUAUAUCAUCCCUACCAAUGUUGAGACCAAACUUGCGCCCCUUAAUUUAAUAAUGAUGACAAGACAAUGCUAAUUAUCUCCCAAACACAUACAUGCAAAUCAAAACAAAAAUUCUGUCUUCUCUCGUGUGAACAUUGUCACAUGAGCCCUGUCCAACAGUGCAAUGGUCACAUGAGUUUAUUUUGGACAAAAAUGCAAACACAGAUUUUCCUAAACCAAUACUGGAAAAUAUAUUUUUGUGUGCAUUACAUUCAUCAAUGUUAGUCUUUUUAAAUUUGUUUUUCAACCCCCUACAUUGAGCAUGCAUGCCUAGUUCAAACAAGAGAUACAAUAUAAAUAAGCAAUUGUGAAACAAUCCUUCACUUCACCGAGAAAAAUGUUCUUCGCAAAGUUGACCGCCAUUUCCAUUCUGAUUGCAGUAUUCUCUUGGACACCUGCAGAGGCUAUUGUCGAUGUGGCAUGCCCGGGAAUGAAACCUGAGCUGAAAUGUCCUUCUGGAUUUGCCAUCUUUGUCGAGAAGGUGGACGUAGGGUUGAAGAAGGAUGCUGACUGCUCUGCUCGCAAUAAGGCUGCUGCUGCUGUUAUCAGUGAGAUCAGCUUCAUUCAUCUUGCGCUUUUUACCGGGCUUAUAAAUGUCUGCGAAAAUGAAGAGCUGUGCCUCCUGCCUGAAAAUAUAUUACCUGAAUUGUUCAUCCAAAUCUCCUACUCCUGUGUAGAAAAACCAAAAGAUCUGGUUAAAACAAUAGUGUGCGACGGAAAAUCUGAAAACCUCAAAUGUGAUGUUGGGGUCCUGGGUAUUCUUGAUGUCAAGUACGGGCGUGUGGAUGAAAAAACCUGCACUGACACGCCAUCAGCUAUGACUUCCUGUCGCAGUGUCAUUGCUGAUGAUAUCAUUAAUGCUUUGUGUCAAGGUGAAAAAGAGUGCACCCUUGAAGCAGACCCCUCCAUUCUAGGAGUGCCUUUUGCUUGUGAUGACCUUCCAAAGUAUCUACAAGUACAAUAUAUUUGCGUCGAUAUGAAAAUCUAGGCAUCCUGCAAAAAUCAGAGAGCAGCAACCAAUUGAUUAUAGCUCUAUGCUCACAAACAAAAAUCAAGAUGUAGAAUUAUAAUAAAAUUUGUGC
Molecule: messenger RNA, 1495 nt
Organism: Corythoichthys intestinalis (scribbled pipefish)
Lineage: Eukaryota; Metazoa; Chordata; Actinopteri; Syngnathiformes; Syngnathidae
Product: L-rhamnose-binding lectin CSL1-like
Exons: 9
Coding region: 751-1401 (216 amino acids)
Molecular function (GO): carbohydrate binding
Source: RefSeq, a predicted model, not a curated record